This is a messenger RNA of Dryobates pubescens (Downy woodpecker), 1089 nucleotides long. Its product is annotated as olfactory receptor 1020. The record is from RefSeq and is a predicted model, not a curated record. Gene Ontology annotation, biological process: sensory perception of smell; G protein-coupled receptor signaling pathway. Bases 1 to 1089 code for a protein of 362 amino acids. Gene Ontology annotation, cellular component: membrane. NCBI's taxonomy places the organism in Eukaryota, Metazoa, Chordata, Aves, Piciformes, Picidae. The transcript has 2 exons. Gene Ontology annotation, molecular function: odorant binding; olfactory receptor activity; G protein-coupled receptor activity.
AUGAGGUCGGAGCAGCAGGAGGAGGAAGUCAAGAUGCAAGUGGUGUGCAAGACACCAGCAGUCAGCUCCCAGCUGGGCACGGCCGCCAACGCCAGCCAGGCUGGGUUCCUCCUCCUGGGAAUCACCGACAGCCCGGGUGGGCAGAGCCUGCUCUUUGGGCUGCUUCUCUCGAUGUACCUGGUCACUUUGGUGGGGAACAUUGGGCUGAUGGUCUUGGUUUGGCUGGUGCCCAGCCUCCACACCCCCAUGUACUUCUUCCUCACCCACCUGUCCUUCACCGACGUCUGCAGCUCCACGGUCAUCUGCCCCAGGAUGCUAACGGCCCUCUGGUCGGGGAAGAAGGCCAUUUCCUUUGCAGCCUGUGUGACCCAGUUCCAUGGCUUCUCCCUCUUUGCCACUGCUGAGUGUCACCUCCUGGCCGUGAUGGCCUACGACAGGUACGUGGCUGUCUGCCAGCCCUUGCUUUACCUCAGCGCCUUCUCCGGCCGGCUCUGCUGGCGCCUGGUAGCAUCAUCCUACCUCCUGGCCUUCCUCAGCGCCACCAUCUACACCAGCUGCACCUUUGGGGGCUCCUUUUGUGGGCCCAAGCAGAUUGAUCACUUCUUCUGUGACGCCAGCCCGGUGCUGAAGCUCUCCUGCUCGGCCACCCGCAGCCGGGAGGAGGCCAUCGCCCUCCUCGUCGCUCUCAACGGGGUGGCCACGGCCACGACCAUUCUGGCCUCCUACAGCUGCAUCCUCUGCACAGUGCUGAGGAUGAGCUCGCCACAGGGCAGCUCCAGAGCCUUCAAGACCUGCCUCUCCCACCUGGCAGCUGUUUCCCUGUACUAUGGGACAAUAUUCUUCACGUACCUACAGCCUGUGUCCAGCCACGGAAGGAGGGACAAGGUGGUCUCCAUCUUCUACACUGUGAUCACACCCAUGCUCAACCCCUUCAUCUACAGCCUGAGGAACAAGGAAGUGCAGGGUGCUCUGGUGAAGUGCAGCAGCAGGGUCUUAAACCACUGCCAGCAUGCAAGGCUUGUGGCAGCUCCAAAGGGAGCAGAUCAUCUGAGGUGGGAAAGACCUCCAAGCCCCCAGAUUUUCCCCUAA